Molecule: messenger RNA, 957 nt
Organism: Prorocentrum cordatum
Lineage: Eukaryota; Dinophyceae; Prorocentrales; Prorocentraceae
Source: the annotation of a GenBank genome assembly
GGGCGGCAGGCCGCUGCCGACGGGGCGGACCUGCUGCAGGAGGUCUUCGUGAUCUGGCAGAAGGAGACCUUCGACCUGAAGUAUGCCAUCGAGUUGGACUGCCAGAAGAAGCAUCUGGACGACAGGAUCAAGGCCGCCAAGAGCCAGCAGAAGGCGAAGGCGGCCGCUGCGAUGAGCCGCAUGACCGGCAACGCGGACGUCGGGCUGAAGUCCCUGACGUUCAACGCGUGGGUCGCUUUCCACGUAGACUGCCAGAAGGAGAAGGAGCUGGAGGGCGAGGUGAAGGCGGCAGAGGCGCGGAUCCAGGAGCACAUCAAGGCCAAGGGCGAGAAGAUGAAGAGCCUCCUGUCGAGCACCAUCGGCGCCACCGACUCGGGGCUGGUCCACCAGACGUUCCAGGCGUGGUGCCAGGCGCUGCGGGAGGCCAAGGACGAGGCCAAGGUAGCCGACGCCCUGCUCGCCGCGGAGGGCAAGUUCAAAUCCUUCGGGGCGAGGGGGAAGACGAGCGGCAUGAGCGCCGCGGAGAGAGCCGCGUACUACCAGGACAUGGAGCUCGUCAUCAGGACCUGGAGCGCGUGGAAACUGGACACCAGGACGGAGAAGCAGCUGCGCUUCUACCACGGCAGGAUCGACGCCAAGCGCAAGCAGCUCCUCGGCGUCCAGGAGAUGUUCCGCAGCUUCGCGAACGAGCUGGAGGGCGGGCUCAAGAAGGCCAGCGCCGAGUCCACGCGCGGGGACGCGCCUGCGGCUCUGAAGGGCAGGGGCCUGGCCAAGUCCGACAGCAGCGUCAACCUGCCGGACAUCCACAACAAGAAGACCCAGGUGGCGCGCGACCACGGCCUCAGCUACAACCCCCAGGAGCGGCGGGGCGCGGACCGGCCCCGCGCGGGCAAGGCCGUGGUUGCCGGGAGCGGGGCGUACCCCGGUCACUGAGGCCCCGCAGGCGGGCGCCGCCGC